Molecule: messenger RNA, 4899 nt
Organism: Mya arenaria
Lineage: Eukaryota; Metazoa; Mollusca; Bivalvia; Myida; Myidae
Product: mucin-17-like
Exons: 4
Coding region: 1-4899 (1632 amino acids)
Source: RefSeq, a predicted model, not a curated record
AUGGGAAUAAAUUUGAAAAUCCGGUGCCAGUGUGGGAAUACUGGUCAUAGCGUUGCUGAGGAUGAUAUCUGGAGGACAUUGCCGUCGUCGAAAGCGAGCAGUUCUGGCCGGAAGAAGAAAGUAUUUUGCAAAUGGGUCAGUAAGGAAGAGUUUGAACAGGAGCGGAACACCUUUAACGAGAGACUCGUCAGUGCACUACAUUCGGCCUCGGCACAACUUCCUGUCAGCACCUUUAACGAGAGACUCAUCAGUGCACUACAUUCGGCCCCGGCAUACCUUCCUGUCAGCACCCUUAACGAGAGACUCGUCAAUGCACUACAUUCGGCCUCGGCACACCUUCCUGUCAGCACCUUUAACGAGAGACUCGUCAGUGCACUACAUUCAGCCCCGGCACACCUUCCUGUCAGCACCCUUAACGAGAGACUCGUCAGUGCACUACAUUCGGCCCCGGCAUACCUUCCUGUCAGCACCUUUAACGAGAGACUCGUCAGUGCACUACAUUCAGCCCCGACACAGCUUCCUGUCAGCACCUUUAACGAGAGACUCGUCAAUGCACUACAUUCAGCCCCGACACAGCUUCCUGUCAGCACCUUUAACGAGAGACUCGUCAGUGCACUACAUUCAGCCCCGACACAGCUUCCUGUCAGCACCUUUAACGAGAGACUUGUCAGUGCACUACAUUCAGCCUCGGCACACCCUGUCAGCACCUUUAACGAGAGACUCGUCAGUGCACUACAUUCAGCCCCGACACAGCUUCCUGUCAGCACCUUUAACGAGAGACUCGUCAGUGCACUACAUUCGGCCCCGACACAGCUUCCUGUCAGCACCUUUAACGAGAGACUCGUCAGUGCACUACAUUCGGCCUCGGUACAACUUCCUGUCAGCACCCUUAACGAGAGACUCAUCAGUGCACUACAUUCGGCCUCGUUACAACUUCCUGUCAGCACCCUUAACGAGAGACUCGUCAGUGCACUACAUUCGGCCUCGGUACACCUUCCUGUCAGCACCCUUUACGAGAGACUCGUCAGUGCACUACAUUCGGCCUCGGUACACCUUCCUGUCAGCACCCUUAACGAGAGACUCGUCAGUGCACUACAUUCGGCCUCGGUACAACUUCCUGUUAGCACCCUUAACGAGAGACUCGUCAGUGCACUACAUUCGGCCUCGGCACAACUUCCUGUCAGCACCCUUAACGAGAGACUCGUCAGUGCACUACAUUCGGCCUCGGCACAACUUCCUGUCAGCACCCUUAACGAGAGACUCGUCAGUGCACUACAUUCGGCCUCGGUACAACUUCCUGUCAGCACCCUUAACGAGAGACUCGUCAGUGCACUACAUUCGGCCCCGGCAGACCUUCCUGUCAGCACCCUUAACGAGAGACUCGUCAAUGCACUACAUUCGGCCCCGGCACACCUUCCUGUCAGCACCAUUAACGAGAGACUCGUCAAUGCACUACAUUCGGCCUUGGUACAACUUCCUGUCAGCACCAUUAACGAGAGACUCGUCAGUGCACUACAUUCGGCCUCGGCACAACUUCCUGUCAGCACCCUUAACGAGAGACUCGUCAGUGCACUACAUUCGGCCCCGGCACACCUUCCUGUCAGCACCCUUAACGAGAGACUCGUCAGUGCACUACAUUCGGCCUCGGCACAACUUCCUGUCAGCACCCUUAACGAGAGACGCGUCAGUGCACUACAUUCGGCCUCGGUACACCUUCCUGUCAGCACCCUUAACGAGAGACGCGUCAGUGCACUACAUUCGGCCUCGGUACAACUUCCUGUCAGCACCCUUAACGAGAGACUCGUCAGUGCACUACAUUCGGCCUCGGUACAACUUCCUGUCAGCACCCUUAAAGAGAGACUCUGCACUACAUUCGGCCUCGGUACAAACAUCAGUGCACUACAUUCGGCCCCGGCACACCUUCCUGUCAGCACCCUUAACGAGAGACUCGUCAGUGCACUACAUUCGGCCUCGGUACAACUUCCUGUCAGCACACUUAACGAGAGACUCAUCAGUGCACUACAUUCGGCCCCGGCACACCUUCCUGUCAGCACCCUUAACGAGAGACUCGUCAGUGCACUACAUUCGGCCCCGGUACAACUUCCUAUCAGCACCCUUAACGAGAGACUCGUCAGUGCACUACAUUUGACCUCGGUACAACUUCCUGUCAGCACCCUUAACGAGAGACUCGUCAGUGCACUACAUUCGACCCCGGCACACCUUCCUGUCAGCACCCUUAACGAGAGACUCAUCAGUGCACUACAUUCGACCUCGGUACACCUUCCUGUCAGCACCCUUAACGAGAGACUCAUCAGUGCACUACAUUCGACCUCGGUACACCUUCCUGUCAGCACCCUUAACGAGAGACUCGUCAGACUCGUCAGUGCACUACAUUCGGCCUCGGCACAACUUCCUGUCAGCACCUUUAACGAGAGACUCAUCAGUGCACUACAUUCGGCCCCGGCAUACCUUCCUGUCAGCACCCUUAACGAGAGACUCGUCAAUGCACUACAUUCGGCCUCGGCACACCUUCCUGUCAGCACCUUUAACGAGAGACUCGUCAGUGCACUACAUUCGGCCCCGGCACACCUUCCUGUCAGCACCCUUAACGAGAGACUCGUCAGUGCACUACAUUCGGCCCCGGCAUACCUUCCUGUCAGCACCUUUAACGAGAGACUCGUCAGUGCACUACAUUCGGCCCCGGCACACCUUCCUGUCAGCACCCUUAACGAGAGACUCGUCAGUGCACUACAUUCGGCCUCGGUACACCUUCCUGUCAGCACCUUUAACGAGAGACUCGUCAGUGCACUACAUUCGGCCUCGGUACACCUUCCUGUCAGCACCUUUAACGAGAGACUCGUCAGUGCACUACAUUCGCCCGCGGCACACCUUCCUGUCAGCACCUUUAACGAGAGACUCGUCAGUGCACUACAUUCGGCCUCGGUACACCUUCCUGUCAGCACCUUUAACGAGAGACUCGUCAGUGCACUACAUUCGGCCGCGGUACACCUUCCUGUCAGCACCCUUAACGAGAGACUCGUCAGUGCACUACAUUCGGCCCCGGCACACCUUCCUGUCAGCACCUUUAACGAGAGACUCGUCAGUGCACUACAUUCGGCCUCGGUACACCUUCCUGUCAGCACCCUUAACGAGAGACUCGUCAGUGCACUACAUUCGACCCCGGCAUACCUUCCUGUCAGCACCCUUAACGAGAGACUCGUCAGUGCACUACAUUUGACCUCGGUACAACUUCCUGUCAGCACCCUUAACGAGAGACUCGUCAGUGCACUACAUUCGACCCCGGCACACCUUCCUGUCAACACCCUUAACGAGAGACUCAUCAGUGCACUACAUUCGACCUCGGUACACCUUCCUGUCAGCACCCUUAACGAGAGACUCAUCAGUGCACUACAUUCGACCUCGGUACACCUUCCUGUCAGCACCCUUAACGAGAGACUCGUCAGACUCGUCAGUGCACUACAUUCGGCCUCGGCACAACUUCCUGUCAGCACCUUUAACGAGAGACUCAUCAGUGCACUACAUUCGGCCCCGGCAUACCUUCCUGUCAGCACCCUUAACGAGAGACUCGUCAAUGCACUACAUUCGGCCUCGGCACACCUUCCUGUCAGCACCUUUAACGAGAGACUCGUCAGUGCACUACAUUCAGCCCCGGCACACCUUCCUGUCAGCACCCUUAACGAGAGACUCGUCAGUGCACUACAUUCGGCCCCGGCAUACCUUCCUGUCAGCACCUUUAACGAGAGACUCGUCAGUGCACUACAUUCGGCCCCGGCACACCUUCCUGUCAGCACCCUUAACGAGAGACUCGUCAGUGCACUACAUUCGGCCUCGGCACACCUUCCUGUCAGCACCCUUAACGAGAGACUCGUCAGUGCACUACAUUCGGCCUCGGUACACCUUCCUGUCAGCACCUUUAACGAGAGACUCGUCAGUGCACUACAUUCGGCCUCGGUACACCUUCCUGUCAGCACCUUUAACGAGAGACUCGUCAGUGCACUACAUUCGGCCGCGGCACACCUUCCUGUCAGCACCUUUAACGAGAGACUCGUCAGUGCACUACAUUCGACCUCGGUACACCUUCCUGUCAGCACCUUUAACGAGAGACUCGUCAGUGCACUACAUUCGGCCGCGGUACACCUUCCUGUCAGCACCCUUAACGAGAGACUCGUCAGUGCACUACAUUCGGCCCCGGCACACCUUCCUGUCAGCACCUUUAACGAGAGACUCGUCAGUGCACUACAUUCGGCCGCGGUACACCUUCCUGUCAGCACCCUUAACGAGAGACUCGUCAGUGCACUACAUUCGACCCCGGCAUACCUUCCUGUCAGCACCCUUAACGAGAGACUCGUCAAUGCACUACAUUCGGCCCCGGCACAACUUCCUGUCAGCACCCUUAACGAGAGACUCGUCAGUGCACUACAUUCGGCCCCGGCACACCUUCCUGUCAGCACCCUUAACGAGAGACUCGUCAGUGCACUACAUUCGGCCCCGGCACACCUUCCUGUCAGCACUCUUAACGAGAGACGCGUCAGUGCACUACAUUCGGCCCCGGCACACCUUCCUGUCAGCACCCUUAACGAGAGACUCGUCAGUGCACUACAUUCGGCCCCGGCACACCUUCCUGUCAGCACCCUUAACGAGAGACUCGUCAGUGCACUACAUUCGGCCUCGGCACACCUUCCUGUCAGCACCCUUAACGAGAGACUCGUCAAUGCACUACAUUCGGCCUCGGCACACCUUCCUGUCAGCACCCUUAACGAGAGACUCGUCAAUGCACUACAUUCGGCCUCGGUACAACUUCCUGUCAGCACCCUUAACGAGAGACUCAUCAGUGCACUACAUUCGGCCCCGGCAACACCUUCCUGUCAGCACCCUUAA